CCAUCUCUCUCUCUUCACUCCACAGUCUCUCUCACUCCUUUCUUCUUCUUCCUCCUCCUCCAUUUUAUCUCCUCCUCCUCUAUACAUUUAGUUUUUAUUACUAGGGAUCUGUUCUAAAUCCAGAGAAAUUCACUGAAACUACAACAAAAAUUUAAACCCUAAAACAAUUUUCGAAUUCGAUCCAUUUCAUGAUUUAUCGAUCUAGAACGAGCUGUUGCUGUUGUUGUGAUGAGUUAGGUUUUUAGAUAGAAAUAAAAUCGUUAAAACCACAAAUGUGGUGAUUAGUGAGGAUUGUUUUGAAUUCUUUGAAUUUUUGAAAGUGGGGAGGAAAAAUGGGAUUGUGUAACUCAAAACCCUCCCCCAAACCAAAUCCAUACGCACCACCAGAGGAGCUUCAACAUAACCCUAGUCCUACUCAGAGUAAAAAGAGUAGUACUAAUAAAAGUUCUUUGUCAUCGCCGAUUAAUGGCGUUAAUACGAAUAAUAAUCAAGAAGUGAAUCAGAAGAAGAAAGAUGAGAAGGUUGAAGAAUCAGUAAAGAGAUCACCAUUUUUUCCAUUUUACAGUCCAAGUCCAGCUCACUAUUUGUUUUCAAAGAAAUCAUCACCAGCUCAUAGUUCUAAUUCUAACUCAACAACACCAAGAAGAUUUUUUAAAAAACCAUUUCCACCACCAUCUCCAGCUAAACAUAUUAGGGCAGUUUUAGCCAGGAGGCAUGGGUCUGUUAAACCUAAUACGUCAUCUACUGCUGCAAUACCAGAAGAAGGAAAUGAGAAUGAAAAUGGUGCUGGUGCUAAUGGUUUAGAUAAAAGUUUUGGAUUCUCUAAACAUUUUGGGAACAAGUAUGAACUCGGUGAUGAAGUAGGUCGUGGUCAUUUUGGGUAUACUUGUUGUGCUAAGUUUAAAAAAGGUGAACUUAAAGGUCAGCAAGUUGCUGUUAAGGUUAUCCCUAAAGCUAAGAUGACUACAGCCAUUGCCAUUGAGGAUGUUAGAAGGGAGGUGAAAAUUCUAAGAGCGUUGACAGGACAUAGUAAUCUAGUGCAGUUCUAUGAUGCAUACGAAGACAAUGAGAAUGUCUACAUAGUGAUGGAGUUAUGUGAAGGAGGUGAGCUUUUGGAUAGAAUUCUUGCAAGAGGCGGAAAAUACACUGAAGACGAUGCAAAAGCAGUCAUGGUACAAAUAUUGAACGUUGUCUCAUUCUGCCAUCUUCAGGGUGUUGUUCACCGUGAUCUAAAACCAGAGAAUUUCUUGUUCACCUCAAAGGAUGAAAACUCGCAAUUGAAGGCCAUUGAUUUUGGCUUGUCGGAUUUUGUGAAACCAGAUGAAAGGCUUAAUGACAUUGUUGGAAGUGCAUACUAUGUUGCACCCGAAGUUCUACAUAGAUCUUACAGCACAGAGGCUGAUGUGUGGAGUAUUGGUGUGAUAGCAUAUAUUCUUUUAUGUGGAAGUCGCCCAUUCUGGGCUCGCACAGAGUCUGGGAUCUUUCGAGCAGUUUUAAAGGCAGACCCAAGUUUCGAUGAACUUCCUUGGCCUACUUUAUCUUCUGAAGCCAAGGAUUUUGUCAAGCGUCUAUUGAAUAAAGACCCACGUAAACGGAUGACGGCUGCUCAGGCAUUAAGUCAUCCUUGGAUUAGGAACUAUAAUGAUAUAAAAGUACCUCUGGACAUCCUAAUAUUCAGGCUGAUGAAAGCCUAUAUGCGCUCAUCAUCUCUACGUAAAGCUGCAUUAAGAGCAUUGUCCAAGACAUUGACUGUGGACGAACUCUUUUAUCUGAAGGAGCAGUUUGCACUAUUGGAACCUAAUAAAAUUGGUGCAAUAACCUUGGAGAAUAUCCGGACGGCUUUGACGAAAAAUGCGACAGACGCAAUGAAGGAAUCUCGUGUUCAUGAUUUCCUCGCUUCGCUAAAUGGUCUACAGUACAGAAAGAUGGAUUUUGAAGAAUUUUGCGCAGCAGCAUUAAGCGUUCAUCAACUUGAAACACUUGAUCGGUGGGAGCAACAUGCUCGUUGUGCCUAUGAGCUUUUCGAGAAGGAUGGGAACAGAGCUAUUAUCAUUGAAGAACUUGCUUCUGAGCUCGGUCUUAGUCCUAAUGUUCCGGUCCAUGCAGUUCUUCAUGAUUGGAUCAGGCAUACAGAUGGGAAGUUAAGCUUCCUUGGUUUCGUCAAAUUGUUGCAUGGUGUAUCAAGUCGAACCCUAGCAAAGGUUCAAUAAAAGUCAAGAAAACAACGUGAAGACAUGAGAACUCCGGGGAAGAAUUUACUCAUCUGUCAGAAUAUAAAUGUUUUUCUUUAAUGCAUUACAUAUCUAAGGUGUGUGCUUUGAACAAAAAACAAGCACGACCAAAAAUGGCACAAGAAAGAAGACACAGACGUUGUCUGCGACAAGAAUCAGGCUGGGGAAGAGAAGAAGAAUGUGAGGUUCCAUUUACGGAAAAGUACAUGUACUGGAGUUCCAUAUAUAUCAUUGCAAAAUCUUUAGCUUCUAGUAAAAAAUGAAAGGGGUGAUUGGGCAUUUGAUGAGGAGAGGAUAGUAUAACUGGUGUUGUUAGUUUUAUAUAAUAUAUACUGUUAUGUUUCACUUUCCAUCAAAAACUAGAAUAACUCGACCUUGCU
Messenger RNA from Papaver somniferum (opium poppy), 2611 nucleotides. Its product is annotated as CDPK-related kinase 5-like. Gene Ontology annotation, biological process: peptidyl-serine phosphorylation; protein autophosphorylation; intracellular signal transduction. Lineage: Eukaryota; Viridiplantae; Streptophyta; Magnoliopsida; Ranunculales; Papaveraceae. The transcript is spliced from 11 exons. The coding region runs from base 333 to 2210 and encodes 625 amino acids. Gene Ontology annotation, cellular component: nucleus; cytoplasm. The record is from RefSeq and is a predicted model, not a curated record. Gene Ontology annotation, molecular function: calcium-dependent protein serine/threonine kinase activity; ATP binding; calcium/calmodulin-dependent protein kinase activity.